AUGUGUGGCACGGGCGGCGACUGGCUGGAGUUGCGUCGCCAACUGUUGGAUUCAGAUCUCGGCGGAGAGUCGAGCAGCAGCGGCCCGUCAGAAGUCUUGUCAGGUUGGUCACUGUUCGGAUCUCCGACCGACGAUGGCAUGGACGGCCCGCCCGAGGGCGCCGACGCCGCCGCCAUUGCUGAUGCCAUGAUCGUCGAGGUCCCGCCCGUGGAUGCCAUAGUCGAGGGCCCACCCGCUCAAGGCGGGCGCGGCCGUCCACGUCGGAGAACCGUGAACGCUGUGCUCGCAGAUGUGAUGACACACCACGGCGGCAUCUUGGCGCCGUCAGGGCCUGGGGCGCAGCAGCUCGAGAGCCAGGUCGACCCCGUCGACGGCGGGCCCGAGGACAGCAUCGGCGGCGCAGCUCUAGCCAAUAAUAAUUCUUUCGUGGUUUCAGAUGCAGAGUCGUUCAGACGUCUGGUGUUAGAGGUUGGCGAUGCCAUCGCCAACAACAUAAGUUUAGACGGCUUGUUGCACCAGACGCACAUGGAGAUCGGGGAGUUGAUGGAGCAUGUGUACGAUAUUUGCAUUGCUGGGGGCGCCGUGGGCCUGGUCUUCACAGAGGCCGUUCGCUCAGAUGAGACCCAGUUUCCUGCGAGGGGCGCCACGGGGUCGAACGACGAGGGAACUAUAGACAACGACUUGCCCGGCGAUGCUGACGAGAGGGCGAAACUGGUCAACACCGAAUGGAACUAUGGCGUGUUGUUUGUGAAGCGGGGCAGCGGCGGCCAACCUGCCCCACACGUCAGCUUCUCAUUCAGUCUCUGCACCCCUGUUCAAGUGGUUUCGAAUACAAGUGGAGAAUGUUAUUACGCCGUGCUGCACCAGACCCGCCUGGCCGACGCAGACCGCAUCGCUCAGAAGUUCGCCCGCCACCAGGGGAACACGACCACAGACGGAGACAGGGCGUUCAUCAGGGCUGAGCGUCACCGCUCAUGUGUCUACCCCGGCAUGCACUUGCUACAUAAGCUGUGUUGCGUCCAUAGAGCGUCAAAUUGCAAGAAGGACCCAUUCAAGAAAAAAGUACCCCGAGAAAUUGAGUUCUACACCAACCUCGCCCUUGUGAUGCGCAGAGCCUACAACAGCAACGAUUUUCGGAGAGAGGUUAAGCAACUUAUACUUGCGCCUGGUCGGUUCACUUACCUGGCGGAGGGGGCCUGCUUGCCAGUGCAUGUGAAACGUCUCGAGCACCUCCUCGACCAUGCGGUGCAGCCCCGCACCGGCAAGAACGCGUGGAGGCGGAGCGUCAUCUGGGCUACGAUCGACGGCGGCAUCGACGGCUCCAGGCUCAUUCACUGGAAUGGGUGCGAAGAGAUAGUGGAGUAUUUCAUUCUCUUGCAGGGCUUGGGAAUAUUUGCCGACGCAUGGGGCAAGUGGAUUGCUGUGUAUUACCCCAGCGAGAAGAAGGGCGCACAGCCGAGAGUGGACCUAGACGGCAAGGGCGCGCUCCAAGCGGUCCUGGACUCGAACCCAGCUGGCAUGAGCGUGCCGCAUCUCGCCGUCGCAGCGCAGGCCGUCUGCACGACAUCACUUACCAAGUUGGAGAAAACAUGGUAUCCGAAUAAAACGUUUGCGGGUAUCCGCAGCGAUGAUGCCAUGAAGGCGGCUCUCGACGAGAAGGAUUGCGUGCUCGACUCCUGGUCGCUGCAGUUCUGCAGGCACCGCAGGCACGGGGUCAUCGCAGACGCGCGGCAUGACUUGAUGCACGUGGCUAGCUUGCUCCAUGAGGACAGUGAAGCAGGAGUGGAGCCAGCCUUUCCCGCGUCGGUGAACACGUGGGUUGCCAGCCUUUCCCGCGUCGGCGUCGAAUGGAUCGGCCAAGGGUUCCGCAGGCUGGCGAGAGCCUUUCGGCAGCUUCGGACACCCAGCUCAAGCAGCCCUGAGGCCGACCAGCCAUGCCGGCAACAAGCCCGCGCUGCUGGCGCCCCGAGCGCCCCGCGGAGGCGGAAGCUGCGGGCUGCCGACGCUUUCUUCAGUCGUGAGUGCGGGCGGGAAGGCAACGCACAGCCCAGCUUCUCGGGGAUGUGGGCGAAGUUCCGCAGGCUGGGCGACGGCGACAUCGACGAGCUCCAGCGGCAGGCGGAUGAGGCCAACGCUGAGGUCAGCGAGGGGGGGGGGCCUUUUCCGAUGGGUCGGCGCGAGAUGCAGCGGGCCAGGGCCCGCGCCGACGCAGAGGCAGUUGCCGCGAUGCACGUCCGCGCUCAGCUCGCCGAUGACAGAGUUGGGCAGCCUGCUCCCCUGCCCCGCGCCCUGGAGGCCCACGGGCGCACACUCGCUGCCGUUGCUGCGGCUGCCCCGUCGGGUGCGUUGGCCGCCAGGCCGAGCGCAGACGCCCUUGCAGUCAUCGAGCGCGCUCUGCGGACCUCCUCGGACUCGGAGCGGCGUGAGGAGAAGGUUGCCGAGCAGCAGGUGGUCGACUUCGCCGAGAGGGGCGGCCGCGCGGGCGCUCGGGAGCUGGCCCUGGCAGCGGGCCGCGCGGCGCCGCAUGCCGCUGGCGCUAGCUUCUUCGUUGCCGACCCGAGGAACGCUCAGUCCGAGGAAGGCGCCCCGAAUUUCUUGCACGCCGAGUGGGCCGACGACUCCGUCUACCAGCGGGCGCAGCGACUCGCUGCGCUGACGGGGCAGACCCGCCCAGUGCGCGCGUUGCGAGGUCUCUUGCAUCGCUUCUGGCAUGGGCUGUCCCGCGCAAGCUUGCACAAGGACUGCGAGGUGUUCGACGAGCCACCUGUCCACCGGAGGUGCUGGGAGGCUCGCCGUUUCAUAUGCUGCCCUGAGUCGGCGUCGCUGGUAAAGUUGAAGGCGAACCUCGAGAAGGCCACGCGGCGCUUAUACCGCCCUGGAGCUCUCCGGUCCAACGUUGAUUCAGGGUUGAUCGUGUGCUGUUUCAUCGGCUUGGCUGUUCGGCACGAUGGGGAUGGCGGCCCCGCUGCCGAGUGCGACGACGGCGCCCUCUACGCGUUCAUGCACGUCGGCUUUCACAGCUGGAGCCCGUUCGAGCCCUUCUACGUCCCCAUGCGGACGCCAGGGUACGUCGUCGACUUGGACGGCGACCAGAAGCUCAGAGAACGCUUGGUGGAGUUGGAGGCGUUGCCUAGGAGUCUUGAUGCGUGGGCUGCUUGCGAGAUCUUCGACUUGUCGAAGCGUUGGCUGCUGGCGCACUUCGAGCUGAUCGAGAACGACACCGUCGUGGGCGCCGUGGGGCCCCGGCUGCAGAAGGGGCGUCGACGGAUCAGCCAGUGGCACGCUCUGGCCGACCGCUUCAAGGCCGCGCGCGACGAGAGAUCCGACGAUGGCGGCGGGGGCGACUCGGAUGGGGGCGACGCUGCCACUGAGGGCGGCGGCUCUGCUGACGGCGGCGGCGGCGAGGUGGGGGCCUCGGGCGUCGAGGAGGAGCAGGCCAUCGUCGAGGCCGCGGUGGAUGGCUCCGACGGCAGUCGAGAGCAACUGUCGUCUGACAGCUCGUCUACGGCGAGUUCGAGUUCGUCGGAGGACGCUGGCGCCGACGAGCCCCCCGACCUCGGCGUCGAGCAUCCGCCACACCUGCGAGAACAGGCCGUGUGUAGUUUCAGGCUGCCUGGUCAUCUUGGGGGCGGCUCUAUCGUCGCCUAUAAGAACAACGAGAUCUAUGCGUACUGCGGCGAGUGUGAAGCACACGGGAGACGGUGCCGAGUGUCUCGCCGUGGCAAGGGGGCGACCAAGCGGGCGCAGGGUCAAGGCAGGCCGUUGGGCCACCUCAUGGCCUGGCUGCUCUCGGCUGACGAGUGCAGCGACGCCUGGGACCACAAGAACUUGUAUAAUACGAUCGAUCAUGCUACCAGGAGGCACGGCAGGGAUAUCCUCAGAGGGCUCGCAGGGUCCGAGGACAUCUUCGAGCAGGAGCGCCAUCAACGGGAUGACGAAGAGUCCGAGCCAGAGAAAUAG
Prorocentrum cordatum is the source of this 3960-nucleotide messenger RNA. The record is from the annotation of a GenBank genome assembly. Lineage: Eukaryota; Dinophyceae; Prorocentrales; Prorocentraceae.